This is a messenger RNA of Didymodactylos carnosus, 483 nucleotides long. The record is from the annotation of a GenBank genome assembly. Lineage: Eukaryota; Metazoa; Rotifera; Eurotatoria; Philodinida; Philodinidae.
AUGUUUACGUUCGAGCACGGGGAAACAGAAAAGUUUUCACAUCAAAAACUUGUACUUCCGUCAUCAUCAAAUGAACCACAGGGACAAGAUUCUUUAUCACAACGACGAACAAGAACUCGAUCACAAUACUCUUCAUCCUCGUCAAUAUCAUCAAUCACAAAUAUUCAAUUAGAAAAUGAUUAUAUUUCAAAAAAUUCAACGUUUGGUCUGUGGCGUGUUAACCGUUUUUCUCGUAGACAAUCGAGUACAACGACUACAACAACUACCACAUCGACAGAUAAUGAUGACUGUUUGCCAACUUUAAAGACGACAACAACGAGUUUAUUUGUAUCCAACGAGGAUAUUGGUGCAGAAGAUAAAGAUGAACUGUUAAAUGAUGCAAAUCAGUGUCGCUUAUCAAGUCGUUUGGUAAAACGACAAAAUAAACUGAUUAAUGAACAACUACUACAACAACAACAGAAACAAAAAAAAUACCAGAAUUGA